Cladocopium goreaui is the source of this 1500-nucleotide messenger RNA. The record is from the annotation of a GenBank genome assembly. NCBI's taxonomy places the organism in Eukaryota, Dinophyceae, Suessiales, Symbiodiniaceae.
AUGAACUUGCUGAUGGAUAACGGCAAGAAACGUCCCACCAAGGGCCGCUCCACCUUCGAGGUGACCAAAGGCAAAGCCGAGAAGACAAAAGUCAAGAAGACAAUUAGUAAGAAGAAGAAGCAGGUAUCGAAGGCCAAGGUUAAUACCAGAAGCAAAGACCUGGAGAGCACCCCAAAGGUUGCAGAGGCAACCAAAACCAGUGGAGGAACAAACCCUGACUUGAUGGACACGAUGCCAAUGACAGACUCUCAGAUCCAAGGGAUGUGGGACGACUCCCAGCCCCAGUCUCAUGAGUUUGCGCAUGGUUUGCCCGACGCUCCUGAUGAGGUGUUAGCCACGCAGCGCUCAGCUACAGAUGAUGGGGGGGAAGGGACAAGGGAAGGAGCGGAAGAGGAGGCCAAGACUGAUGAUGAAAUUGUGGAACCACCCCCCGUACCCCACCCCAUGCCUGAAGUGAAACCAGGCGCAUCAGUAGAUACCAUGGCGGGUGUUGAUGAUCACGGGAACAAGACACACAAAAAGGCUGAUGAGGCGCCAGAUGCCCCCGCUGACAUGUCACCUGGUGCUAUAGCUAUUGACAGUGAUGACGAACCGGCCCAUGGACCAAAAGAAGUCGCGUCAUCCUCAACAACGAAGGGUGGACAAAAGGACAGACAGCCACUAGCGCCUCUUCAAGACCCACCAGAUGAUGAGAUGCGCAUGAUGAUUGAACAAGCCAUCGAAGACAUCAACAGUUGUGUAGAUGGUCACGAUACAAGCACGGUCUUGGGGACCAAUCUUCUUGAGGCCAUGGUACAUGCUCAGCGCAAAUUGCGCGCGGCUCUGAAGGUGAAGUUCGGGAAGGCUGACGCCAAGGAACAUGAGGAGGAUUCAGAUAGAGAGUACAAAGAUGAAGAUGAGGAUGAAGAAAAGAGAAGGGGGCGAGGUCGAGGUCAAGGGCGUGGGCGUGGGAGGGGAGGUAGGGCAGGUGAAGCCAAGCAGAAGAAAGAGACCACUGAACCUGCAGCCACCCCUCCACCCGAACCCAAGAGGCAGAAGAAAGAGACCCCAGAAUCUGCAGCCGCCCCCCCUCCACCUGCAAAGGUUACAGAAGGUGAAACUUUGGAGACAAUGGCCAAGGAUGCAGAGGACAAGGUUUUAGAAGAUAUGGAGAAUGCUAGGAAUGCAAAGGUUUACAGACAGGAUGAUGGUGAUGAAGAUGAAGGCGGCGAUGAGCAUCAAAAGAAACCCGCGAGAAGGCAGACUGCUUGCAAAGCAACACCUAAAAAGAAGAGGAAGAAGGCAGUUACCCCCAAAAAAAAGAGAGCAGCAGAGACACCGAAAAAGGGAAAGGGUGAGGCAGGAGAGGGUGAGGCUGAGGAUUUGGGACCGUUGACUCCGAGAACAAAGAAAAGAAAGACAAUGCAUAAAUUUAAGGAACAGAACAUCGCCGAGCUGAUCCAGUGGCAUGCCCACCUUCGCUACAUGGAACUGCCGGAGGAUUGGCAAAACAAGAAGUGA